Messenger RNA from Drosophila elegans, 3384 nucleotides. Its product is annotated as putative sodium-dependent multivitamin transporter. The coding region runs from base 1175 to 3007 and encodes 610 amino acids. The record is from RefSeq and is a predicted model, not a curated record. Lineage: Eukaryota; Metazoa; Arthropoda; Insecta; Diptera; Drosophilidae. The transcript has a single exon. Gene Ontology annotation, cellular component: membrane. Gene Ontology annotation, biological process: sodium ion transport; transmembrane transport. Gene Ontology annotation, molecular function: symporter activity.
UACCAUAAAACUAUACCAUACCAUAUAUAUGAUAGUAGGCAAAGAACUAAUUCUGGCCCAAAAGAAUCGCCUGAUUUAUUGAGUUAUUUAAAACCCCCAGGGUUGAUUCUUGCAAAAACAAAACGUUUUAGUUUAGCCUUAGAACUUAAAUUAAAUCCCCAGAGUGGUCCAUAUGGAUGAUGCUAUAUCAUAACAUAUGUAUUUAUGAUACUAGCCCUAUAACCAUAACUAUAACCUCUUAGAAAGUCAUGUGAUUCUCGCGAUUAUUUGAGCCGAGUUGAGUAAUUUUUACAAAAACAAAAAAGGUUUUAGUUUAGCCUUACAACUACAAUCAGCAGACUGGUCCAUAUAGAUACCAAAUUAAUGAUAGCAGACAUAAAACUAUUUUUGGUCACCAAGAAAAUCAUGUGAUUUGCUAGUCGUCUGUUAUUUAUUUUAUAGCAUCAGCUAAAAAAAUCGCAUAGGUUGCAACUCUCUUGUAAACACAAAAUGUGUUCCAUUGCUCCAUUGACUUCCCGUUUGGCCUCGCCGUUGUGUUUAUUAAUUAAUUUCACUCGUAAAAAUCGUAAAGCAAACAAGCAAUAGAGGGGGAAGCUAGCUCUCGAUACACAGCCAACGACAAUCGCUACAACAAUUACAAUUGCAAGCGGGCAACGAGCGGGCAAAUAAAUAUUUAUAGAUGGCUAAACUCUGUCGGCCUAAAACAGUGCCAGCCACAAGUGUGUGUACCGAUGGGCUGAAAGUGCACCGGAGCCGAGCCCUUAGUGGGAUGAUCCAGCCUGAAAUGGAUUCCAAGGGCUUUUGGUCGGCCUGCGGUUGUGUUGUCCUUCAUUGCCUUGUCACCAUCCCGCUUACCAGCCACACGUGGUGCAACACAACGGGCCGCUAUCUCUCGACGGGGUCAUAAACGCCGUAAAUGCCCAAUGAUGGCGAUGGCGAUGGCUCACCAAAACACAGAGCUUGUGUGGUUUCAUUUCGGCCUUUAAUUCAUCGACGGCCGGCAGACGGUGAAGACGUGUGUGUUCCGACCGCCCAAAAGCAGCACAUUCGCUGAAUCUCAAGAGGGCCCGAUUAGGCCAAGUUAUUAUCAGUCUCAGCCGGAGCGAUUAGAUGUGCGAUAAGGGAUUGCCGGCGAAACUAACUUAGCACCUGUAACCACCACCUGCCAUUCGCAAUGGCCACCUUGGGCGCCUGGGACUACACCAUCCUGGCGGUGGUGCUGGUCAUCUCCGUGGCCAUUGGCAUCUAUUAUCGCUUCGUGGGCGGCAGGCAGAGCACCACCACCGAAUACCUUCUGGCGGAUCGCUCCAUGGGCGUAACUCCGGUGGCCUUCAGCCUGAUGGCCAGCUUCAUGUCGGCCAUUACCAUACUGGGCGUAUCCAUGGAGAACUAUCAGUACGGCACCAUGUUCGUGGUGAUCAACCUGUCGUAUGUGUUGUCCACGCCGGUGGCCGCCUAUCUCAUCAUUCCGGUCUUCUAUCGCCUGAAGGCGGCCAGCGUAUACGAGUAUCUGGAGCUACGCUUCGGCUAUGCCACCCGACUGGCCGCCUCGCUCAGUUUCACGCUGCAGAUGGUCCUCUACAUGGGCAUUGUGGUGUACGCCCCGGCCUUGGCCCUGGAGGCUGUGACCGGACUGAAUCAGGUCUUCUCCAUCGUAAUCGUUGGCGUCGUGUGCACCUUCUAUGCCACGCUUGGCGGAAUGAAGGCCGUACUCAUCACGGAUAUCUAUCAGUCGCUACUCAUGUUCGCCUCCGUAUUCUGCGUGAUCAUUUGCGCCUGGGUGAAGGCCGGCAGCUUGGAGGAGAUAUGGCGUGUGGCACAGGAGAACGGCCGCAUCGAUUUCAGUAACUUCAGUGUGGAUCCCACGGAGCGACACACGUGGUUCACCCAGAUCCUGGGCGGCAGUGCCACCUACCUGGCCAUCUAUGGGGUGAACCAAGCGCAGGUUCAGCGCCUGAUGUCGGUGCGAAGUUUGAGUGCCGCUCGGGCAGCCCUGUGGUGGUGCCUGCCCAUCCUGUGCCUGCUGAGCGUGAGCACUUGCUUCUCGGGACUGUGCAUCUACUGGUACUACCGCGACUGCGAUCCGGUUCUGGAGGGACGGGUCAACUCACGCGACCAGGUGAUGCCGCUCUUCGUCGUGGACACAAUGUCGCAGUACACCGGCCUCGCCGGACUCUUUGUGUCGGGGAUCUUUUGCGCCAGUCUCUCCACGAUUAGUUCGAUAAUCAGCUCACUGGCGGCCGUCACGCUGGAGGAUUACCUCAAGCCGCUGGUUAGCUGCUGCGCCAAACGCACGCUCACCGAUCGCCAGACGCUGUGGUACUCCAAGUUGCUGUCGCUAUUCUUUGGAGCCCUGUGCAUCGGUAUGGCCUUCAUGGCGGGAUCCAUUGGAGGACUUCUGCAGGCGGCACUCUCAAUCUUCGGCAUCAUCGGCGGUCCGUUGCUGGGACUCUUCACGCUGGGCAUGUACGUGACCAGGGCCAACGAAAAGGGAGCCAUCGGAGGGUUGCUCAUCUCGCUGGCAUUCUGCCUGUGGAUCGGUUUCGGGCAGCCAAAACCACCGCUGGUCAGCUUGGAUAUGUCCACGGCCCACUGUCCCGUGAAUAGAAGCUAUACCGGGGAUAUUUUCUUAAAAGCUGCGAAUGCCGAGAAGCCUGAGACUGGAGAUGAUCAUUACUUUUACCUGUACAGGAUCAGCUACAUGUGGUACGCUGCCCUGGGCUUUCUGGUUGCCUUCUUCGGCGGAUGGCUGUUGUCCUGGCUGUUUGAGCUCCUUAAAUGGGAUAACAAUCAUCGCAUCUACCAGGAUGCGGAGUGUAAGCUUAUUAAGCACGAUCUCUUCGUGCCGCCGCUGGCCAAACGAUUGCAACGGCGACAGAUGCCACUGCUGGUGGUCACCGGCACCAGCUCGGAGAUUGGAGGCAUCCCGGCGGAGACGGUGGAGACAGCACCGCCGCCGACGCGUCUGGACGAGAUCGAGUGGGAGAAACACAAGGCUGUGGCGUAGCUCAGCAAACAUUUAGCUGCAGAGUUAGUUUUAUAUUGGGAAACCACAUCAAAUCACAAAUCAAAUAGGAACAAAAUUGGCUGUUUUUUUUUUUUUUUUUUUAUAAAUGGUUAAGUUUAAUAGCAGCAUAUUAUCAUUGCAGAUGUUUUACAAACUAAUUGUCAUACAAAAACAAAAAAAAAAUGGUUUUUAAUAUGUGAAAGUGCAUCAAAUUGAACAAAUCAUAUCAGAAUAUUAUAUAGAUGCCGUCUGCGAGGGUAAUCCAAUCUUAUCCUGCCAAAGAGUACUAGCCUUUUUCUCUUGUCACAUUUUAUUAACCGAACUUUGGCUUUAAUAAAAGGGGCUUCUAUGCUAACGCAUUAAGCGAUUAAACUGAA